CAUCAUCAGGGGAAUCGACAAACAUAGAUAAUUUUUAUAAGAAGAAUUACAUAGACUUUCGUCCUCAUAUCCUGAAGAGGAAACCUUAAUCGAAAUCUAGGAUGUAGUGUUAAUCUUGACUAUUUCGGGCACUUAGGGCGCUAAUUAUUGCAUGCGGCAGGAUGGUGGCUUUUGGUGAUCUGAAAACAGACAGUGGUUUGAAGAAACUGGAUGAAUUCCUGCUAACUAGAAGUUACAUAUCAGGGUUCCAACCCACUCAAGCUGAUGUAACCACGUUUGUAGCUGUUGGCAAGUUACCGUCAACAAACUAUGGUAACGUAUUACGCUGGUACAAACAUAUAGAUUCAUUCGGUACUGAAAGCAAACAUUUCCCUCCUCCACAGGAUGGCACUGAUGUAGAACUUGAAGUCAAGCCUGCUGCAGCUGUCGUAGACGAUGAUGAUGCGGAUGAUUUAUUCGCUUCUGAUGACGAUGAAGAAUAUGAGAAACUGAGGAAAGAGCGUCAAGCUGCUUAUGAAGCGAAGAAGGCCAAUAAAACAGCCAUUGUGGCAAAAUCCACGAUUGUUCUUGAUGUCAAACCAUGGGAUGAUGAAACUGAUAUGGCUGACAUUGAGAAAGCUGUCCGAAGCAUUCAGGUUGAUGGACUGGUAUGGGGCGCAUCGAAACUUGUUCCAUUGGCCUAUGGCAUAAAAAAACUACAGAUAGGAUGUGUUGUAGAAGAUGAUAAGGUUGGAACGGAUCUUUUAGAAGAAGAGAUUAUGAAGUUCGAUAACCUUGUACAGUCAGUUGAUAUUGCAGCUUUUAACAAGCUUUAGUUUUUUCAAAUAAAUCAGUUUUGUUGGAU
Messenger RNA from Heterobilharzia americana, 844 nucleotides. The record is from the annotation of a GenBank genome assembly. Lineage: Eukaryota; Metazoa; Platyhelminthes; Trematoda; Strigeidida; Schistosomatidae.